This is a messenger RNA of Notechis scutatus (mainland tiger snake), 1399 nucleotides long. It is a transcript of the gene NFATC2IP, whose product is annotated as nuclear factor of activated T cells 2 interacting protein. The record is from RefSeq and is a predicted model, not a curated record. Gene Ontology annotation, molecular function: protein binding. NCBI's taxonomy places the organism in Eukaryota, Metazoa, Chordata, Lepidosauria, Squamata, Elapidae. Gene Ontology annotation, biological process: positive regulation of transcription by RNA polymerase II; cytokine production.
ACUGCCGCCCUCAGACUGCUUCUCGCUUCUGAGAAGACGUGUAGGGCGAACGGCACAGCUCGGCCAAACUUUUCUCGGAGGUGCCAAACUUUUCUCGGACGAGCUUUUUCGAGAAGCUUCCUCAGCUUCUCUGGAUGAGGAGCGAAAGAAAAGAACAACCACGAAACACCUUUGGGACCAACCAUAACUUGGACGACGGAGAACAUCCAUAGAUAAUUUCUCGGCGGAGUGAAGAAACAAAGAGCUUCGGGUGGAGCCCAAUCGGAGCUUAGGAGGCAGAACGACGCGAACAGCGAAACCAAUAGGAAAGUGUCUUGUGCUGCGAUGGCGGAGACGGCGUACACUGUAAGCAGCGACUCGGAGCCAGAAGGGACCCCCAAGAAGCCUUUACCCAAGCGACGCCGCUUUCUCACCAGCAGCGUCUCCAUCCCGGUCUAUUCGACCAAGGUUCAGAACAGCCUAAAAUUGUUAAAAAAUUCCCUGAAGCUUCCUGAUAAAAUCAAAGAGCGCUGUAAUAAGAAUCUGCCCUUUAGCUCAGAAGACGAAGACGAAGAUGAAGAGGAAAAGCCAAUUCCUUUAAAGCAAUUGAAGAAUAAACCAAGCAGAAUGUUUGAUCAGAAUUUCAAAAAUUUGAGCAUGUCCCUCUCAGCUGCUAAGAAGAGCUUGCAGGAUCAGGGAUUUGAUGAGGAUGAUGUAAUUCUGGUUGAUGCAUUUGAACCCCGGGAGCUGAUGCUGAAAGUCCGAUGCCGAGCUGAUAUCUACAAAAUCUGUAUUCUAAUGACAGAGCCUCUUCAGCGAGUGGUUGACCGCAUGUCACAAAUACUGAAGGUUCAUCCAAGUAGAAUCCUGCUCCUGCAUUAUGAUAGUGAACUUUCAGUUGAUGCUACUCCUGCUAAGUUGGACCUUGGCGUUGCUGACAUCAUCGAUUGUAUAGUGGAGACCAGUAAACAACGGGCUGAUGAUCCUGGAAUCCUGUUGCUUCGAGUACAAGGAAAGGACAGACGUUCUGUGAUGGAGAUUACAAUCCAGAAGGGGGAGCCCUUAGAAACCCUUAUGAAUCACUACAAAGAAGCUCAAGGUCUUGGCAGAUCUAAAGUUGUCUUCUAUUUUGAUGGGCAGCGUUUGAUAGAAACUCUGACCCCUGAACAAUUGGGGAUGGAAUCUGGUGAUGUUAUUGAAAUGUGGAACUAGCAUCGUUGCAUUUGCAAAGAAUCCAUGUUUAGAAUUGAUUAUUUUUUUAUAUUUGCCCACUCUUGAGUGACUCACCUGUAUUCAGUGUGAUAUUUGAUAUUUACCCACAGUAUUUGAUAUUUACUCACUCUUAGUGACUCACUACUUUCCUUGAUUUAAUUUUCACUGAGUCUGAUAUCUAAGUGGGAAAUGGCAGUUUAAUUUUUUG